AUGCAAUUUCUCCAGAGGUCUCGUAGAAUCGCUAGGGUCUUAAAACCCAUUAUUAUCAUCCCCGAGGCUAAUCUCAGAUUCGUCUCUUCCGGUUCCUUCCAAUGGCGAAAUCAUGCGUCUACUUCUUCCUCCGUGUGUAAUGAAUUCAGUUUAUGGUGUGGUGGAAAUGGAAGCAUGCAUAUAUAUAUUGAUCUUGUAAUCCUGAAUGGGAUCUCAAACUUGGACGUGUAUGUAUGGUUGAGUUAUUUAGAUGACGGUGGUUUUGCAGGGAUGGAUAGAUGCAGUCACUUUGACAGUCGCUCGUCGUCUAUGAGCUUGUUGAUUCCUAAAUCAAACUUUUCAUCUGAAGCGGAAAAGCCUGCGGGAAAUCCUACAGUAACUGUCAAGGAAUUGCAUGAUAAGAUUCUUGAUUCUGUAAAUGUCAAGAGAUCGAUGCCUCCAAAUGCUUGGUUGUGGUCGUUGAUUGAGAACUGCCAGAAUCAGGAUGACAUCAAUCUUCUCUUUGACAUUCUUCAGAAUCUCCGGAGAUUUAGAUUAUCCAAUCUUCGUAUUCAUGACAACUUCAAUAGCAAUCUAUGCCAACAAGUUGCUAAGACUUGUGUACGUGUUGGGGCUAUUGACUCUGGAAAGAAGGCUCUGUGGAAACAUAAUGUUCACGGUUUGACACCUAGUGUUGCAUCUGCACACCAUCUAUUGUCAUAUGCACUAGAACACAAGGAUUCUGAACUCAUGGACGAGGUAAUGAAACUCCUGAAAACUAAUGACCUGCCUCUACAACCCGGUACAGCAGAUUUAGUUUUCAGGAUUUGUCAUGAUACAGAUAAGUGGGAUCUACUAGCCAAGUACUCGAAAAAAUUCUCCAAGGCUGGAGUGAAGUUUAGGAAGACCACAUUUGAUACAUGGAUGGAAUUUGCUGCCAAGAGAGGGGAUACCGAGUCAUUAUGGAAAGUAGAUAAACUGAGAUCUGAGACAUGCAGUAAACACACCCUUUCUACUGCUUUUUCUUGUGCAAAGGGUUUCCUACUAGAAAGUAAACCCGAAGAAGCUGCUGCUGUCAUCCAGGUUAUCUGCCAGACAUUUACUGAUGAGAAAAAAUCAGCAGUCUCGACCGAAUUCAAGAAACUGGUUAAUGAAUGGCCGGUGGACGUUAUCAGGCACCAGAACGAGGAAGAUAAGAAGGCUCUAGCUGCUUCAUUGAAAUCAAACAUCCCUUCCAUGGUUAAUGCGUUGCUAAGCUUGGGUUUGAACGUGAGCGUGGAUUUAGAUGAGUUAUACAAGAACGAAGCUCUUCUCAGCUAA
Messenger RNA from Arabis nemorensis, 1299 nucleotides. NCBI's taxonomy places the organism in Eukaryota, Viridiplantae, Streptophyta, Magnoliopsida, Brassicales, Brassicaceae. The record is from the annotation of a GenBank genome assembly.